This is a messenger RNA of Psylliodes chrysocephalus, 1092 nucleotides long. Lineage: Eukaryota; Metazoa; Arthropoda; Insecta; Coleoptera; Chrysomelidae. The record is from the annotation of a GenBank genome assembly.
AUGCGCAAAUUGCCUCGGGGAUCAUCCCGCGAACUAUACGCAGUGCAAGGCGUAUUUAGACCGAACCAAAAGGAUGAAAGAGAGAAAAAUUCUACAAGUACCACCAAAGAAAUACAUAUAAGCGCCGCCACCUCGGUAAACGCAUGGAAAAAUCAAAGAAAAAACAAAUUUCAACCCUCAGAAGAGUUUCCACCAUUACCCAACAAUAGUAAACAGGCAUACUCGCAAAAACAAAAUCAAAACCGUAGACAACCUAAUAUGGUAAAUCAACCUACAGACGCGAUUGACGAUAUCUUCGCUCUUAAUCAAGAAUUUGUGGAGCUUAACUCAAUGAAAGCCCGUAUGGGCCAACGACGUGCAUUUACAAAGUUGUAUAAUAAUCUUCAUGAGUUAUUGUUCCAAUCUAAACCAGAUAUGAUACAAUUAGAAGUAAAUAUAAGAAAUUUUGAUCAAAGAUUUAACUCCAUUAAAGAAUUAGAUCAACAAAUGUAUGAUCAUUUACUAAACAUCAGUUCAAACGAAGAUGAUAUUGUUACAGAGCUUGAAACAUCGGAAGAAUAUCUUACUAACAACAGCCCUCGGAAAACCCCAAGUGGAAGUAAAAAUGGGGAUAAGAAAAAUUCUGCUUUAACUCUGGAUGAUCUAAUGAUAGUCCUACAAGAUAUGAGAAGAGAAAUGAGAGACUACAGAAAAGACCUCACUUAUUACUCCGAAUGUUUUGAGGAGCAAAAAGUCAGAAAUGGCUUAAUAGAUGAAGAGUUAAUUAAACUUAAACGAGAGAAUGAAACCAUAAAGAACGAAAUUAACAAGAUCAAAACCUCUCUGGAGGCUAAAAACAAUGAGAAACGAAAAAAUAACCUAAUUGUGGUGGGAAUUAAGUACAACGUGGAAGAGAAUGGUACGUCAUGGAUUGAAAAUGUCAAAAAGAAGGCCAAAAAAGCAAUUCAAUAUGUAGCUCCCAAUAUAGAUGAAGAAAAUUGUAAAAUAAAACUUACAAAUUUUAAAACUUCAAACUCUCCCAUACUAAUCGAAUUUAAUACUAUGGAAAACAAAACAACUUUCUACAAGAACGGAGAGCAAAAGGUAAAAUAA